CGCAAAGGCGCACGUUCUGGGAAGCUCCUCUGCUGCGGUGCCGCUCCAGAAGGCCUGCUUGGUUUAAAUCGCCUGGAGACCCGUGCCACGCCUCCCCUGCCGUUUCCAAAGGCUCGGCAUCGGAGUGUGGCUUUCCAAAGCCCUGAGCCGCUGCCGGGGCACAGCGGCAGCAGGACAUCCCACGCCUUCCCCAGCCAGCGCCCGCGGGAGAAAUGAGCGCCUGCCCGCCCCUGGCAGAGAAAGCCCUCUCGGAGGCCUAUGCCCGCCUUCGUUACAGGGACACUUCCUUACUUAUCUGGCAGCAGCAGCAGCAGACGCUGGAGUCUCUCCCGCCUGGAACUUACCUGAGUCGGAGCCGCAGCAUGUGGUACUCGCAAUACGGCAACCAGGCGAUCCUGGUGCGAGACAAGGACAAACUGGACGUUUCCAGGGACACGGGGCAGUCCAAGUUCUGCUCGGUCAUGUAAUUUCAGCACAAAGGCUAAGAAAGGGACAUAGUUCAGUGGGUGCACCAGAACAGUGUCAAAAAGUGGUUUUAAGAUGGUUUUAAGACAGGAUUUCGAUUGCCUUCUUGGUUAGUUCUGAACAUUUCCAGAAUUAUUUGGGAUUUUUUUCCCUUCAAUUUGGCCGGGGCACUGUGCAGCCCUGCUGCGCAGAGACGGACAGCUUCGUUCAAAGUCUUUCUCCUCGGCAGCUUCAAAAUAGGAGGCCAGUCGGACCAAGAAGGAUGCCCAUUUCCAAGGUUAUGCUGAAGUGCUUGCUGGAGUUACUAAGCCCGUGUGUGCGUGUGCUGAAUUUUGCAAUGUCAGGUGGCUGUUGUUGGAAAAUAAAGGGGCUG
Varanus komodoensis (Komodo dragon) is the source of this 838-nucleotide messenger RNA. It is a transcript of the gene BRD3OS, whose product is annotated as BRD3 opposite strand. Lineage: Eukaryota; Metazoa; Chordata; Lepidosauria; Squamata; Varanidae. The record is from RefSeq and is a predicted model, not a curated record. Bases 213 to 467 code for a protein of 84 amino acids. The transcript has a single exon.